Molecule: messenger RNA, 1539 nt
Organism: Sitodiplosis mosellana (orange wheat blossom midge)
Lineage: Eukaryota; Metazoa; Arthropoda; Insecta; Diptera; Cecidomyiidae
Product: dorsal-related immunity factor Dif-like
Exons: 3
Coding region: 1-1539 (512 amino acids)
Biological process (GO): inflammatory response; regulation of DNA-templated transcription; innate immune response
Cellular component (GO): cytoplasm
Molecular function (GO): DNA binding; DNA-binding transcription factor activity
Source: RefSeq, a predicted model, not a curated record
AUGGCCACCAAUGCACCUUACUUGAAAAUCGUCGAACAACCAACUGGGAAAUCGUACCGCUUUCGUUAUGAAAGCGAAGGUCGAAACAGUGGCUCAAUUUUUGGUGUAAAUUCAACCAAAGACAAACAAACCUAUCCAACCAUUGAACUUGGCAAUGUCACCGGAAAGAUUGGUAUACGCAUAACUUGCGUUACGAACAGUGAUAACGGCACACCGAAGCAGCAUCCGCACAAGUUGUCAAUAAAAAUGAAAAAUAAACUAAGUGGAGAAGUAUUGCUAAAAUAUAACGUCACACAGAAGGAAACGAUCAAAAUUAGAGAUGUCGGAGUUGUGUUUGUCAAAAAAUGUCGUAUUCAAGAGUCGUUGAUGCUUCGAAUGAAUGCGAAUAUCGAUCCAACGGGAGGUGGCUGGGAUUACAUUGAGAGACCGCAUCUCUUUGAAUUACACUGUGUGCGCUUGUGUUUCGAAGCGUUUCUUUACAAUGGAGCUGACACCGAUGAAGACAAUGUUGUACCAAUCGGUUAUGUGCUUUCAGACCCAAUUAUGGAUAAAAGGUACACUGGUUCGUUAAAAAUCGUCGAAAUGAGCUCAACCAGAUCAUCCGCUUCUGGUGGUGAAAAAAUGAUAAUACUGUGUAGCAAAGUGAAGCUCGAGGAUAUAUCGGUGUUAUUCUAUGAGAAAGAUGCCGAUGGAAAAGUCAUUUGGAAAGAAGAAAUCAACCAUAAAACGUCCGAAUUUAUGAAGCUUCAUUAUCAGUUGGCGAUUACAUUAAGAACGCCAAAGUACCGUGAUCUGAAUAUCGAAGGAGCGCGUAAGGUAUUUGUUCAACUUAUGCGGCCAUCGGAUAAUGAAUACAGUGAACCACAAUCAUUUGCAUUCGUAGCAAAUGCACAAAGUAUGUAUAAUUUCGAUGAAGACUGUGGACAAAAGUCAAAACGUAAGAAACCAAAUGGAAUUAUGCCGGAAAAUAAUCAACAUGCACACCACAAUCAAAUCAAUACAAUUGUAAGCCCACCGAAAAUAAAGAAUGACCAUCAUCACGUAGUGACCAAUGACAAUCAACCGAAUGUCACAAUGGCUGAAAAUGAAAGGGGAUCGAAACCAGCAGCCAACAAAUCGCCUAAUAAUCGUUCAGUGUAUGAAAUUCACAUUUCGAAGUGUGAGAAUACGGUUACAUCCACAGACAUCACCGAACAUAUUACGGAGCACACAAAAGCUACCCUCGAUCUGUUUGAGGUCGAGCAACUGAAAAGCUCAAAUAUUACGGAUCCACACGUCUGUUUCAAGAUAUCAACUUGCAGUAAACAAAUUUAUGAUGAGAUAAUGAAUGAGGAUUUAUGGGCGCCUAGAUUUUGUGCGCGUGAAUUCCGGCUGAGCGAUCAAACUAAGGCAAGCAAUGAAAAACACUCAAUUCGUUCGAUUUUAAAUGAAUCAUAUGGCGAACAACCACACUGGAAACGAUGUAUCAUUAAUAAGUAUUCGAUGGAUUUUUAUUGCCACAGCAAACUGAAUUUUGAGACAGAAAAUGUCAUUUGUUAA